This is a messenger RNA of Ahaetulla prasina, 9777 nucleotides long. RefSeq names its product mediator complex subunit 13L (gene MED13L). Gene Ontology annotation, cellular component: mediator complex. Gene Ontology annotation, biological process: regulation of transcription by RNA polymerase II. The record is from RefSeq and is a predicted model, not a curated record. NCBI's taxonomy places the organism in Eukaryota, Metazoa, Chordata, Lepidosauria, Squamata, Colubridae. The coding region runs from base 318 to 6974 and encodes 2218 amino acids. Gene Ontology annotation, molecular function: transcription coregulator activity. The transcript has 31 exons.
GAAGCGGCAGCCCCGCCCGCGCCGAGUGGCGGCCGCCGCUGCCGCCACCGCCGCCCUUUCUCUCUCCGUCUCGGCUGCCGAUUGGGCAUCGAAGGAGGAGGGGGAGGCGGCGAGGAGGCUGCUCUCUUUUGGGAAGGAAGGAAGGAAAGGAAAGGAGAGAAAAAAAAAAAAAGAGGGCGGGCGGGCGCCUCCGCCGCUGCCGCCGGGCCCGCCCCCCUCGGCGCCUGUGCGGCUGCUGCUGCUGCUGCCCCGCUCCUGCUCCGCCCGGCCCGGCCAGACAUGCCCCGCUCUGGAGGCCGGGCUCGCCGAGGAGGACCAUGACUGCGGCGGCGAACGGGGCGAGCCUGGAGGACUGUCACUCCAACCUCUUCUCCCUGGCGGAACUGACAGGCAUCAAGUGGCGUAGGUACAACUUUGAAGGUCAUGGAGAUUGUGGACCUAUUAUCUCAGCCCCUGCUCAAGAUGACCCAAUUCUCUUGAGUUUCAUCCGAUGUUUGCAAGCCAAUCUGUUGUGCGUCUGGCGCCGUGAUGUCAAACCGAAUUGUAAGGAGCUAUGGAUAUUUUGGUGGGGAGACGAACCGAACCUGGUAGAUGUAAUACACCAUGAGCUACACAUGAUCGAAGAGGGAUUUUGGGAGAACGGGCUUUCGUACGAAUGCAGGACGCUACUUUUCAAGGCAAUCCACAACCUGCUGGAAAGAUGCCUGAUGGACAAAAACUUUGUCAGGAUCGGGAAGUGGUUCAUCCGUCCAUACGAAAAAAAUGAGAAGCCUAUUAACAAAAGCGAGCAUUUGUCCUGCGCCUUCACAUUCUUCCUCCACGGGGAAAGCAACGUGUGCACGAGUGUGGAGAUCGCACAGCACCAGCCGAUCUACCUUAUCAGCGAGGAGCACCUUCACAUGGCCCAAUCGUCUCCCAUGCCUUUUCAAGUGUUGAUCAGUCCGUACGGCUUAAGUGGUACUUUAACAGGCCAAGCUUACAAGAUGUCUGACCCGGCGACCAGGAAGCUAAUUGAAGAAUGGCAGUAUUUUUAUCCCAUGGUGCUGAAGAGGAAGGAGAGAGUGAAAGAGGAAGAGGAGCUGGGAUACGACGAUGACUUUCCCGUGGCCGUAGAAGUCAUUGUUGGUGGUGUCCGAAUGGUGUACCCUUCUGCCUUCAUUCUUAUCUCUCAAAACGAUAUUCCCGUGUCUCAGAGCACUUCCACCCCAGGAAGCCACAAUAGCGUGGCACAACAAGGAGCUGGAACCUUGAAAGACACCAGCAGUUGCGGAAUGUUGCUCACCCCACCCACUUCUCCGGAACAGACCGUCAUAGGUGACAGUGGAGGCAUUCCAACCAUCGUCAAUCAUUCAGCCGCACCAGAUGGAAUGGUCACUAUGCAGAGUCCCAAAAAAUCGGGGAAGAUGCCGCCCAAAUUUCAGAACUGUAUGGUCCACCGAGUUUGGAAAGAAUGCAUCCUCAAUAGGACACAGUCCAAAAGGAAUCCCGUUUCCGCUACCAAUAUGGAAGAAGAUGCCCCCGUCAGCUGUGUUUCUUGGGAUUUUGUGGAUCCAGCCCAAAGAGUCCCCUGCUCUUGUUCCAGGCACAAACUCCUGAAGCAACGCUGUGCUGUCGGCUCCAGUCGUCCGCCCACGAUAUCACAGCCGGGGUUCGGAGGGGGAACCACGUCCUCUUCCACCUUACCCCCUCCUGCCUCUAAGCACAAAACCACCGAGAGGCAGGAGAAAUCGGAGAAAGUUCAGAAGAGAUCGUUGCUGCCAUUUCAUCAUCGUCCUUCGGUCACCGAAGACCUGUGUCUGGAGCAGGACCCUUCGGGACAGAAGCUGGCCUUGGCCGGGGUGGAACCUUCCUUAGAAGCUGCAAGUAAUAGGAAGUACGAGAAGCAGCUGUCCCUGCCUCCCCGACACCCGAGCAAGCCAGCCAAUUCGAAUCCUAUGGAUUCUCCCCGUUCCCCCAUCUCUCCUCUGCCUCCGACCCUCAGCCCCCAGCCCAGGGGCCAGGAAUCCGACACGUUGGAUCCGUCGUCCGAUCCUGGCAAUCCAACCCUCUACAGCAAUGGGUUAGAACUUCAGCCCAUGGCCAGCGCGGAGGAUCGGACAGUCCUCGUGGGUCAAAGGUUGCCUCUGAUGGCCGAAGUCAGCGAGACAGCUUUGUACUGCGGUGUCGUACACAACCAGGAGUCAUCCAACAAAUGGCAGGGAUAUUUGCUUCCUCUCCCCAGCAAUCUAGAAUUCAGGCCUCCAGAACUCCAGUGUGAGAUCCACGACGUCAAGAUGGACGUGGCAUCGGAAAACAGUCCACUGAAAAGGUUCUUAGCACAGCCUAAUAAAAGAUUUAAAAUCAUGGAGGAGACCCAACCUGUGCAAGCAGUGAAUUAUCUGGACCCCUCACCGCUAAUUCCUCAAUCUGGCGAAUGCUUGGGAGAUGCCACUGACCCAUACACGUUUCAGGACGGGGACAUCAAAUACAGUUUCACGGGCACUAAAAAAUGCAAACUUGGGACUGACAGAGAAUCUCUGAAGAAGAAUAAGCCAGAAGACGGAACUGCAGCUAAAGAGCUAACUUCAGGAGGUCACUCAACCACCAUGCCGGAUGGGAAAGAUGCCAUGUCCAUCUUCAGUUCUGCACCUAAGACAGAUACGCGGCAAGAUAAUUCGGCUGGCCGAGCUGGUUCUGGUAGCUUAACACAAGUUACUGACUUGGCCCCUUCUCUUCAUGAUUUGGAUAAUCUCUUCGAUAAUUCAGAUGAAGAUGAGCCUGGUGCUGUCUCCCCUCCCCUCCGAUCAUCAAAAUUGCCACCGGUGGGAACCGAAGAGCGGCAUCUAAGCAAGGAUGCAAGGACAGCAGUUCCUUAUCCUCCGACUGUUGCAGACCUGCAGCGAAUGUUCCCCACCCCGCCUUCCUUGGAGCAGCACCCGGCUUUUUCACCUGUCAUGAGCUACAAAGACGGCAUCAGUUCAGAGACUGUCACUGCGCUGGGGAUGAUGGAAAGCCCGGUGGUCAACAUGGUUGCGACUCAACUCACUGAGUUUAAAAUGGAAGUGGAAGAUGGUUUGGGCAGUCCGAAGCCGGAAGAAAUCAAGGAUUUUUCCUUCGUGCACAAGGUAUCCAUGUUUCAGCCCUUUAUGGGUUCUUCCAUGUUUGCUCCGCUGAAGAUGCUGCCCAGCCAGUGCCUGCUCCCACUGAAAGUCCCCGAGGCCUGCAUCUACCGGCCCUCGUGGGCCAUUCCUCCCAAAAUCGAGCAGCUUCCUUUGCCGCCUGCAGCCACUUUCAUCCGAGAUGGUUACAACAACAUACCCAGCGUCGGAAGCCUGGCGGAUCAAGACUACCUUCAAAUGAACACUCCGCAAAUGAGCACUCCGGUCACGCUAAAUAGCACUGCGCCUGCCAGUAACAGUGGGGCAGGGGUCUUGCCGUCCCCGGCCACCCCUCGCUUCUCUGUCCCGACCCCACGCACACCCAGGACUCCACGGACUCCGAGAGGCGGGGGCACAGCCAGCGGGCAAGGGUCCGUCAAGUACGACAGCACGGACCAAGGCUCGCCGGCUUCCACGCCUUCCACCACCCGGCCCCUCAAUUCGGUGGAACCGGGCACCGUCCUGCCCAUCCUGGAAGCCCACAGCCUUUACGUCAUGCUCAUCCUCUCCGACUCCGUGCUGAACAUUUUCAAGGAUAGCAAUUUCGACAGCUGCUGCAUCUGCGCCUGCAACAUGAACAUCAAGGGUGCCGACGUCGGGCUGUACAUCCCCGAUUCGUCGAAAGAGGACCAAUAUCGCUGCACCUGCGGGUUCAGCGCCAUCAUGAAUCGCAAACUAGGGUACAACUCGGGCCUCUUCAUCGAGGACGAGUUAGAUAUUUUCGGCAGGACUUCAGACAUCGGCCAGGUGGCCGAAAGGAGGCUGAUGAUGUGUCAGAACACCUUAAUCCCUCAGCUGGGAGAAGGCGCCAAAAGGGUCCAGGAGCCGCCCGUGAGCCUCCUCCUCCUCCUUCAAAAUCAGCACACCCAACCUUUCACCUCCCUGAGCUGCUUGGAUUACAUGUCGGUCACGAGUCGGCCGGCGCUGUCUUACACGAGCUGGAGUUACGACAGGGUUCAGGCUGAGAGCCACGACUCCUGGAACGAGUGCUUCAACGCCCUGGAGCAAGGCCGCCAGUACGUGGACAACCCCACAGGUGGCAAAGUGGACGAAGCUCUUGUCCGAAGUGCUACCGUUCACUCUUGGCCUCACAGCAACGUCCUGGACAUCAGCAUGCUUUCCUCCCAAGACGUGGUGCGCAUGCUUCUCUCCCUCCAGCCUUUCCUUCAAGAUGCCAUUCAGAAGAAGAGGACCGGCAGGACCUGGGAGAACAUCCAGCAUGUUCAAGGACCCCUCACCUGGCAGCAAUUCCAUAAAAUGGCAGGACGGGGAACUUACGGUUCCGAAGAGUCACCUGAGCCUCUUCCAAUACCCACCUUGUUGGUUGGCUAUGACAAGGACUUCCUGACAAUCUCUCCGUUCUCCCUGCCAUUCUGGGAGAGGCUGCUCUUAGAUCCUUACGGAGGUCACCGCGAUGUCGCCUACAUCGUGGUGUGUCCAGAAAACGAGGCCUUGCUUGACGGAGCCAAAACUUUCUUCAGGGACUUAAGCGCCGUGUAUGAGAUGUGUCGGCUUGGUCAACACAAACCCAUCUCUAAAGUGUUGCACGAUGGGAUCAUGCGUGUGGGAAAGACGGUGGCCCAGAAGCUGGCCGAUGAGCUUGUGAGCGACUGGUUUAACCCACCCUGGGGCAAUGAAGAUUGUGACAAUCAUUCCAGGCUCAAACUUUAUGCGCAAGUUUGUCGUCACCACCUAGCACCUUACUUAGCUACUUUGCAACUUGAUAGCAGUCUGCUGACGCCACCCAAACAUCAACCGGCACCUCCAUCGUCAUCUAACGUGGAACAAACCACAUCUGGAAACGCAGGAUCGGUUUCCUCCAACUCGGCCUGUCUUGGAUCUACGGCUCCUUCGGCUGGCACAUCUUUCAGUUCCUCAGCGAACGGGACCACUGGUCUCCCGUUGGGUACCAGUACAGCCCCAGGCUCUUCAGUGCCCCAGCUCUUGGCCUCCUCCUCCUCCUCUUCCUCCUCCUCCUCCUCCUCCUCCAGUAUUAGCCAGACAAGUACUACCUCCUCUUCAGGGUUCAGCGGAGGCCUACCUCAAGGUCAAAACCCAACGUCCGGGGCAAUUCCCUCAGAGAGACCUCAAGGAAGCACAGUCCCAGGAGGAGAUGCAGAGGCAGGGCAAAUCUCAUCGCAGCAACCCCAAGAAGGGCAAGACAACUCUGCAGAGAGGGAGAGGAUAGGAAUCCCCACGGAACCCGAGUCUGCGGACAGCCAUGCCUACCCACCGGCUGUGGUCAUCUAUAUGGUGGAUCCCUUCACCUACACCACGGAAGAGGAAUCGUCUUCUGCCAGUUUCUGGUUGUUGAGCUUGAUGCGCUGUUACACCGAAAUGUUGGACAACCUCCCUGAAAACAUGAGGAGCUCUUUCAUUCUUCAGAUUGUGCCUUGCCAAUAUAUGCUGCAGACCAUGAAGGACGAGCAGAUCUUUUAUAUCCAGCACUUGAAAUCCCUGGCAUUUUCCGUCUACUGUCAGUGCAGGCGACCGCUACCCACCCAGAUUCACAUCAAGUCUCUGACCGGUUUCGGACCAGCUGCCAGCAUUGAGAUGACGCUCAAGAACUCGGAGCGGCCGAGUCCCAUUCAGCUGUACUCCCCUCCAUUUAUCCUGGCACCUAUCAAAGACAAGCAGACGGAGCUCGGGGAGACCUUUGGCGAAGCCAGCCAGAAGUAUAACGUGCUCUUUGUGGGGUAUUGUCUCUCUCACGAUCAGCGUUGGCUUCUGGCCUCCUGCACUGACCUGCACGGGGACUUGUUGGAAACCUGCAUUGUCAACAUUGAUUUGCCAAACAGAUCACGGAGGUGCAAGGUGUCAGCACGUAAAAUUGGCUUGCAGAAGCUAUGGGAAUGGUGCAUCGGGAUCAUCCAGAUGACGUCCCUUCCCUGGAGAGUCGUGAUUGGGCGCCUUGGACGGCUCGGCCACGGGGAGCUGAAAGACUGGAGCAUCCUGCUGGGAGAGUGCUCCCUGCAGACAAUCAGUAAGCAGCUGAAGGAGGUGUGUCGGAUGUGUGGUAUCUCCUCUGCGGAUUCUCCUUCCAUCCUCAGCGCCUGUUUGGUUGCCAUGGAGCCACAGGGGUCAUUCGUGGUGAUGCCAGAUGCCGUCACCAUGGGUUCCGUCUUCGGCCGGAGCACUGCCCUUAACCUCCAGUCUUCGCAACUGAACACACCCCAGGAUGCCUCUUGUACCCACAUCCUGGUUUUCCCAACCUCGGCAACCAUCCAGGUGGCUCCUGCCAAUUAUCCCAAUGAAGAUGGAUUCAGCCCUAAUAAUGAUGACAUGUUUGAUCUCCCAUUCCCGGAUGACAUGGACAAUGACAUUGGCAUCCUGAUGACUGGGAACCUUCACUCCUCUCCAAACUCUUCCCCUGUCCCCUCCCCUGGUUCUCCCGGAAUUGGGGUAGGACCAUCCUUUCAGCACAGUCGGAGCCAAGGGGAGCGUCUCCUUUCCCGGGAAGCCCCCGAAGAACUGAAGCAGCAGCCCCUCGCCCUGGGUUACUUCGUUUCUACUGCCAAAGCCGAGAACCUCCCUCAGUGGUUCUGGUCCUCCUGUCCUCAAGCUCAGAAUCAAUGUCCCCUCUUUCUCAAGGCAUCACUGCAUCAUCACAUCUCUGUAGCGCAGACAGACGAACUCCUUCCUGUCCGGACUUCCCAGAGAGUUCCCCACCCCUUGGACUCCAAAACCACAUCAGAUGUCCUAAGGUUCGUCCUGGAACAAUACAACGCAUUGUCAUGGCUGACUUGUAACCCGGCGACCCAGGAUCGCGGCUCUUGCCUUCCUGUUCACUUUGUGGUGCUCACCCAGCUCUACAACGCCAUCAUGAACAUCCUCUAAUCGCGGGAGACGGGGACGAGCCAAACCGCGUGAAGAAGACGCCCUCCCUCCCCCCCCCCUCGACUGGCCUGCGAAGAGUUCAGAUCCCGGUCUGAAGAAGCUAGAGCCGUGCUCCCAAUUCUCUCAAGAAAGCAGGAGAAUCGUCCUUCAGGGUGUAUCGGAGUCUACCAAAAUGGAACCUCUCGGCCCCUUUCCGAGCUCGGGUUUUCAGGCAGCAACCAGACGUGUUACAACUUUUAAGGCAGUGUUAAAAUUUUGGCUGGCUUGAACUCCCUUUACAGAACUAUUGGACCACGGUGAAGACGAUACGUCUUUCAUUUCAUUUCAUUCUUCUUCUUCUUUUUUUUUUCCUCCUCUUUUUUUUUUUUCUUUUCGGUGCACGGAUCUCUGCCGAAGAAAAACAAAAACGGUGUUGCGCUGACCAGUUUGGGGGUGGCCCCAAAGCUUUUCCUUGAAAAAACCAUUGACACCCGCAGGGCUGCGCCGAAGAACCGAUUCGACUAGUUGAAAAAAGUAUAUGGGAUUUUUUUUAAUUCAUUAUUAUUAUUAUUAUUAUUAUUAUUAUUAUUAUUAUUUUUGGGUGUGCCUGGAGAACUCCUUGACAGAAUGGAUUGGGAUGAAUGAAUGAAUGCGGGGUGUGUGUGUUUUUGUUUUUUGUUUUGCCCCCCCCCCCCCCCCAACAUCCAUGUAGAUACGAAUGAUCUGGAGACACACUGACGUUUUUCCAGUUUUUAUUGUUUUAUUUUAAUUUAUUUAUAGGGGCUAUUAAAUUAUAGAGGACCAGGUACAGCACGCGAUCCAAUUCCCAUCUCACCGAGCAGUGGGGUUAUUUUUUAAUUAUUAUUAUUAUUAUUAUUAUUAUUUUGGCAUACCUCUCACUUUUUAGGCUAGAAAUGGGUGGGGUGUGGGGAACGGGGAUGGAGCAGGGAGUUCAAAGGAGCCAUUGAGGAAGAACUCAAAAAGAGUCACAUUUUUUUUUUUCAAAAAAAGAAAAGAAAAUUUUUUUGGGGUGUGUGUAUGUGUGUGCGGACCCACUGAGUUAAAGGAGGAGGCCUGGCGAGAAUUUUAUUCAUUUUUUUUUUUAAGUAAACCAGAUUAACAACAAUGCCAUGCAAAAAAUAGCCAAGACCGGUGGAAAAAAAAUAACGGAAAACCACGCGAAAACAAGCCGCCUCCAAUCUGACAGCAAUCCAGAUGUGUUGGGGAAUCAUCACCUCGUCUACCCGGAAGCCGCCAGCAGCAGUGGGAUUGUGUGGGGGCAGGGGCUGGGAAUCAUGGGAGGUGUAGUUCAACAUGGCUGGAAGGGACAUAAUUGGCUGCUUCAAGUGUGGGGAAAACCCUCCCCCCCAAAAAAAAGGGGGGGCGGGGCUGGCGGAAAAACCAUUGAAAGGAAAGUUUAAGGAGGUGUUUCGAAUAGAAGAAUAAUUGGGUUGGAAGGGGCCUGGGAGGUCAUCUAGUCCAACCCCCUGCUUAAGCAGGAGACCCUGUACCAUUUCGGACCGAUGGCUGUCCAGUCUCUUCUUAAAAACCUUCCGGUUUGAUCAACGUGGAUUUUUUUUUUCCCCUUCUAGCAUCCCCAUCUUGGACAUCCAAAUUUUCGAAAUGAUGAUGUGCAUAUUCUUCCCUCCACCCCCCCACCUCUCCACCCCCCCAAAAUCUCCUUAAAGAGAAUUUCUCCCCCCCCCCCAAAAAAGCUACUUCAUUACAUUAAUACGGAAAAUUAAAAACAAAACAAAACCACCGUGUUGAGGGGGGGGGGAAAUAUAAGCCUGACUUAUUUAAAAUGUGUCGUCGGGAUUUGAUUUUGUUUGUUUUUUUUUUUUUUAAAAAAGCUUAAAGCCAUGAAAUUGUUUCAAUCGGGUCUCCAAACUUAGCGACUUGAAGGCUGGUGGACUUCAACUCCCAGAAGUCCUCUCAGCCUGGACAACUUGAAGCCUUGUGGACUUCCACCACUCCCAUAGCUGACCGGGGAAUGCUGGGAGUUGAAGUCCACAAGCCUUUAAACAGCUGCCCAAGCCCUGAUUUGAAUAACUCCUGGGAUUGGAGGCAUCUGAAUGGGGGCGUUCUUAUUUCUAGCGUGUGACAGGCUGAGGCUGCUUUGAGGGGGGGGGGAGAAAGAGGGCGGGACUUUUUGGUCGUCAAGGCCACCCUUAAAGGACCCUUUCGCAUUUUUGAAGUUCUUCCAAAUGUCUUCUCUUCUUCUGGUUAAACGAAAAAAGAAAAAAAAUGGAGAGAAAAUUUCUAUGAAUUUAAAUAUUUUUCUUGAAACGAUGAUGUAAUGUUUAAAUCAGAUUUAUUAUAAUUAUUAUUAUUAUUAUUAUUAUUAUUAAAAAAAAGUAAUCCCAUGAACGGUGGGAAAGGAUAGGUCAAAAGACCCUGUAAAUGGAUCACUCUUAUUAUUAUUCUCUGCUCCAGGCCGCCCACCUGGAGGAGUUUUGCAAUGUAUAGGAGGGGGGGGGGAUAAAUUCAGAUAUAUGGAAAAAAACCAUUUGUAUCUAAUGUAUACAGUGUAAAAUGGAUUUUAAAAAAAAUAUUACAUUGCUAUUUUUUCUUAAAUCGGAAAGGAAAAUUCUCAAGGCCUUUUGAAGCGCAUUAAAAGAUGAAGAUUGUAAACUUGUAUACAAAAAAAAAAUUCUUGGUGAGGAAAAACUAUGUAAAGUUAUCUUUUAACACUUUGGGGUUAUUUGUUCCCAAGAUUCGCCUGAAUUUUGGAUUAUAGUUGGGUUGGCUUCUUUUUAAAUGGGCUGUUUGUUUGUUUUUUAUUAAGGGGUGACUUCUCUCUAUCCCCCCCACCCCCCAGACA